UGAAAUACUCACAGUCGUGUCCCUGACAUCCUUUAAUUUGAGCCCAGCAGCCUUGGGGUGCACACUCACACAGACGGGGAUCAUCUCGUUUCCAGACCCAGCCAGGGACAAGGAGAGCCGGUCGGAUUUAGUUUUACACCUUCCUCGGGCCAGAUCUCAUCCACCAGCCCAGAUCUGGAUUUUUUUUAAAGCCCAAUCUCCAAAGCUCCCCCGAGGUUUUUUCCCCUUUCGAUUUUUAAUAUUUUUGUGUUCGCAACACCAACAGGAGAGAAAACAUGGGAGCCCAGCUUGCAAAGGGUGGAGUAGCUGUGGAGGGGAAAGUCAUCGUCGAACCUGCUGCUGCCAAAGCCAACGGCCAGGAGAACGGUCAUGUGAAGACCAACGGCGACGUGUCUGCCAAGCCCGACGGGGAAGUGGCCGCCGCCGAUGGAAACGGAACAGCUGAACCAGCCAAGGAGGGUGAGGCCAGCGCUGGAGAUGCCAUCGAGCCGGCUCCUGCUGCUGAGGGCGAGGCCGCCAAAGCAGAGGGUGAAGCAGCCAAGGAAGUCAAGAAGAAGAAGAAGUUCUCCCUGAAGAACUCCUUCAAGUUCAAGGGCAUCAACCUGAAGAAGAGCAAGAAGGCCGGCGAGGAGGGCAAGGAGGAGGCCACUUCCCCCACGGCCGAGGACAAGCCCGAGGAGAACGGCCACACGGCCAAGGAAACCAAAGAGGAGACGCCGGCCCCUGAGGCCAAAGAAGGCGAGGCCGCCGCCGCAGCAGCAGCAGCUACACCAGAGGGUGAGACCAAGGCUGCAGAGGAGGCCCCAGCCACAGAGGCUGCUCCUGCUGAGGAGCCCGCUGCCCCCGCCCCCGCCGAGGUCACAACACCCGCAGCCCCCGAGGGCGAGGCCAAGGCAGAGUGACUGCUCCCCGUCACGGCACCUGAACUGAUUUUCCAAGAUUAAAGUAUAUAAAUAUAUAUAUGAGAGACUCGUGCCACGUUCUUAAAGUUAUAAACAAAACUACAAAAGAAGACAAAGGAUAUAUCACGUUUGCUGAUUCAACCACCAGUUCACUGCCUUUUAUUAGUUCUUCGACAGACGGAAUCUCACCGGGCCCUCUCAUGAUGAAAGUGUGGGCUUGUGUCGCCCCCUCAUGGUACACACAGGGACUGGCAUGUUGCAAGGUAAUGGAUUGGAUGGGGAGCGAAUCAGGAAUACUGACUUAUUUUCCCAGUUCAUGGAGAAGCAUCCUUUUUAACAGCGUGGCAGCCCUAUAACAUUUUAUUUUUCUUUCUCAUCUAUCUUUGGGAUCUAAAAAUCGUCACUGUUGUGGAGCGGGGCAGACCAUCUCCUUCACUCGAAAUGACUGUUAUACGGACACAUGAAACCUUUCAAAUGAUCUUCAUUUUUAGAAUUCUACAUUCCUAUGUUUUACCCCAAAAAUUUCAAGUAUUUUGUCAUGUAUAGAAAAGUGAAAAUCGAGGAGGGGAGGUGGAAAAAGAGCAAUGUCUUUGUUCGUGCAUUUUCAUUCUUUUUCUGGCUAAAACUACAUUCAAGCUUCUUGAGUAUUGCAGUGUUCACAUUUCAGAGUUUAUGACGCAGGUUUUUGGGAUUGUGUACAAAAUGUGAGCUUUUUAUCUGCAAACUGUCUCUGUAAAUAUGUUUUGGCCAAUAUUUUUGGUUCUCUUUAUUUUGCUAUCGUUUGAAGAUGUUAAUGGUUUUAUUGUAACUUUUAAUAAGGGUAAAUAAAUGUCUGAUCCCCUC
Pleuronectes platessa (European plaice) is the source of this 1745-nucleotide messenger RNA. It is a transcript of the gene marcksl1a, whose product is annotated as MARCKS-like 1a. Gene Ontology annotation, biological process: actin filament organization; central nervous system development. Gene Ontology annotation, cellular component: cytoplasm; plasma membrane. Gene Ontology annotation, molecular function: actin filament binding; calmodulin binding. The transcript has 2 exons. The coding region runs from base 276 to 902 and encodes 208 amino acids. The record is from RefSeq and is a predicted model, not a curated record. Lineage: Eukaryota; Metazoa; Chordata; Actinopteri; Pleuronectiformes; Pleuronectidae.